AUGGCUGUGAGGGAGGAAUCCGUGGCAGAAGCUUUAGAUUGUUGUCACUUCUCUAGUUUCGUGUUUCACAUUUUUAGAUUAAGCUUAUCACCACUUAUCGCCUCCUCGUGAUUCAUCAGCAAAGCCCCUCACAGAAACGUGUGCGGACGUGUGAAUUGCAUUUCAGAAGCAUGACACGUGAAAAGAAGAGCCCGUAGAGUGAAACAUUCUAACCUGGUCUGACAGCGUCAAAGUCAAUAAAACGAAAAGGCAAAGAGGUCCUGUCAAUUUUUUGUGCUAUGUCAAUAUAAUUUUGAGAGUUAAAACGUCAGCAUGGGCACAACUACAAGCCGACAUGGUGAUCCUACCAACAAUGAAUAUCUCAACCAAUUCUAUGGACAAGAUCCUAUUCCAAGUGACCACCCAUUUUGGAACAAAUUUCUUUCCUUUUCCAUCUCACCACCAACUACUUGUUCAGACCACAGAAAUUUGGAUGCUAAGUUGCGACCAUGUUGCGAAGUUCUUGCAGUAAAUAAUCUGAAAACAGGAAAUUUUUCAUCAUUGAUUAAAGUCUUUCUUCAAAGAACACGAGAACUGCUUGCUAAUGUCGAAUCAGAUGUCAACCAGUUGUGUACGCAAAUUUACAAUGCUCUUUUUAUAAUUCGAUGUUUCACUAAAUAUUUGGUGGAGACAUAUAAUGAAGAAGAAAUUUUACAACAGUUUGAAUCCAAGCAAACCUCUCAGACCGGUAUGUAUUACAUUGACCUGGCUCCCGUGUCUAUCCCAUUUGUCACUGAAUUUAUAAUUAUUAUUGUUGUGGUUAUAGGUUCAGUUGAUAGUGAUGUUAAUUCUAGCAAUCUGGACAGUUUUCUAGAUGCUCUAAUUGAAAUAGUUGUGGAUGUUCCUCUCAAGGAUUACACUUACAUUUUGCACCUAGAAGCCAUCAAUUGUAUACUUGUUCUGCUGUCCAUUCAAAUGUUCUCUACCCAGCCUGCAGAAAAAUUGUGUGUUUAUCGGAGUUUGAUGCAAGGGCGAAAUUCCAUACACUCACCCCUCCUUGUUAGGACACUCCUUCAACAUUUUAUAAAUCAAACAAAAGUUCCUCCUGGUGUGCUGAAUGGUGAUGGACAGGGUGGCAGCAUUGUUUUGGGUCUUGCUUCAUUCGGAGGAGUUUUCUCAUCAAUUUAUGCUGGUUUGUGGAGUAUUGUUACUCUGGGGUAUGGGCGCAGCAAUGAGACAGAUGAGCUCCUCAUGGCAAUAGAGGCUGCUGCUACUCCUGAGGAACGCCAGAAAGCUCGAGAAGCUUUGCACAGCAGAGCUCCACUUGCAGGACAGGCAUUGCUCCUCUUGCUGGUUUUGGUGAACCACUGUACAUCGGACAAAGGACCAUUAAGGAAUCCUUAUCGACAGGCAUUAUUCAGUUUCACAGCUGCCCAUAAAGAUGAUGAUGCUGUGGCUUCAGCUCCAACUAAAGCAGCCUCCACAUUUAAACUGGAUACUGGAGCUCUUUAUGGGGCCCUCUGCCAUGUUCCCAAUAGUGACCAAACAACCCUUUUAUUGUAUAUGCUUCUCCAUAGGAAUCAACAAUUUCGAACUUAUGUCAUUUCCAGGUCUGACAUUGAACAGUUGUUAGUACCAAUUUUGCGGACUCUUUAUCAUGCCCCAGAUAGUAAUUCCCACCACAUAUAUAUGUCACUUAUUGUCAUAUUAAUAUUAAGUGAAGAUGAUUUGUUUACCAAAACUGUUCAUGAUGUUAUGCUGAAAGGUGCCUCCUGGUACACAGAAAGAGCAGUGUCUGAAAUUUCACUCGGGGGCUUGCUUAUUCUUGUUAUCAUAAGGAGUAUCCAGUACAACAUAUCAAAAAUGAGGGACAAGUACUUGCACUCAAACUGCUUGGCAGCUUUAGCAAACAUGAGUGGCCAGUUUCGCUGCUUACAUCCGUAUGUCAGUCAACGUCUUGUUAGUCUCUUUGAAACCUUAGCCCGAAAAUAUGUGCGUCUUGAAGAGAGAAUCAAGAACAGCCAAAGUCUUCCUAAGCCCAAUUCACCUCCAGUGGAUACCAAAGUUAAUGCUGAAGGACAAGUCUCAAGCGUUGAAAAAAAGGAAGGGCACCCUCCUACAGAGUCAACUGAAGGACCAUCUGGUGAAAUUGCCCCUGACCUUGCCCAAGACCUGACAGUUUUGCAAGAAGUUUUAAGAAUGGUGCUGGAAAUAAUUAACUCUGGUCUAUCACAUCAACUCCAACACAAUCCAAAUCUUCUGUAUACACUCCUUUACAAGAGAAGUGCUUUUGAACCUUUCCGGACACAUCCUGCUUUUGAAGACAUUAUCAACAACAUUGAUGCUGUAAUCAAUUAUUUUACCAGCAAACUAGAACAUGAGAACUCAGACCUAGGGGAGAAUGAAGUGUUGGCGACAAUUCAGCGUGGUGCAUUGCAAUGGCCUCGUGAACGUCUCAAGAAAUUUCCAGAUUUGAAAUUCAAGUAUGUUGAGGAAGACAAGCCAGAAGAAUUCUUUAUACCCUAUGUUUGGUCAUUAGUAGUGCAUAGCUCUGGUAUUUACUGGAGUGCCAAUAACAUGAAAAUGUUUGUGGCUGAUAGUGAUGUUCUUGCUCACUAAUCAAAUCAUUCAAUGAUUUAAAUUCUGGUCCUACAACUUGGCUGUUUAAAGCUGACCACAGCCAAUCAAAAAAUUCAUACUUGUCCUAUUUUUACAUGAAUGUUCCCCUUGUUUCACUUAUUUGACAUUAAUUAUCAAGGCUACUUUAGUAUAAGCUGUUGCAAAAGUAUUCACUCUGAUUUUUAUCAAGUGUUACAGCUCUGUCCUUGAGGAACAUGAUUGUGAUACCAACAUUUUGUCAAAGAAAAUUUAUUUAUGUUGUAAUUUGUGUGUAUGUUUGUGUUUGCAUGUAUGUGAAAGGCGAGUUUGCACAGAGACUGUUCUAAAAUAGGAAUGAUUUAUUUAACCUAAGUGCAAAGGAGUCAGAUACCUGUUGACAAAGAAAGUGGUGCGAACAGAUGCAUUCUUUUCUUCCUUCUGAGGAAAGUUAGUGUGACAUCUGUGUUCUUUCUGCAGCUAUGAAGGUUUCAGCAGGUCAUUAAUUUUGUAGAACAUAUAAACCAACUAAGGGUCAAAACUCUUAAUUUGUUACAUAAGAGUAUUGCCUACAUAGUGUUGCAGAAAGAAGAUAAAAUAUGCUGUUGAUAUUGAUGAAAAAUAUUAUCUUGAGGUCCUAUUUGUAUCUAUUUCUUUAAUUAGGUAACAGUGGUGUUCAACAUAUGAAGCAAUACUACUUUUAAAGGAUACCAUAAUCAUUGUGCAAUAUUUUUUGAAACUGAAUUCUUGACUGCCUGCUAAAACUUUGUACUCAAUAAUAAGACCUAGAAAAGUAUAUGUUUUAGGUACAAACUAAAAAAAUAGGGGAUGGGUCAGUAUCACUGUCAGUAUAUUGUUUUUGCAUCAGUGUUUUACAGGGCAAAUGGAACAGAGAUAUCUUAUUUUAUAUCUUUUAAAACCAAUCAUGUCAUCUGACAAACUGGGCUGACAACUUGUUAUACAAUUUCUAUUUUAUGUCAUAUGUUGAAAAUAAAGUCAUAACACGAA
Molecule: messenger RNA, 3582 nt
Organism: Thrips palmi
Lineage: Eukaryota; Metazoa; Arthropoda; Insecta; Thysanoptera; Thripidae
Product: dymeclin
Exons: 14
Coding region: 313-2598 (761 amino acids)
Biological process (GO): Golgi organization
Cellular component (GO): Golgi apparatus
Source: RefSeq, a predicted model, not a curated record